UCGUAGCUUUUUCAAGCAUCACGAAAACAACGGGCUAGUGUGUAUGGAAGUGCAUUUGACCGAUUGCGCCGUAAUUAUAAUUCCCGGUGGCGUGUGAUGAGGAAUGAUUAAGAAUACGGAACUUUUUGCUUGAUUUUAAGGGGAACUAGUUAAGUAAGUUUAAAGCACUAUCAGAAUGGCAACUUUACAGCAGCAAGCUACUAAACUUUUGGAUUUUAACCAAAAACUGGAUAUCAAUCUACUUGACAAUAUAGUUGGGUGUUUGUAUUCGUCUGUUGGGGAUCAACAGAGAAUUGCACAAGAUAUUUUAUCAGCACUUAAGGAACAUCCUGAUGCUUGGACACGAGUUGAUACAAUUUUAGAGUAUUCACAAAAUCAAGAGACAAAAUAUUAUGCCUUACAAAUAUUAGAACAAGUUAUACAAACAAGAUGGAAAGUAUUACCUAGAAAUCAAUGUGAAGGUAUAAAAAAGUAUAUUGUUGGUCUCAUCAUUAAAAAUUCAUCAGACCCUGUUACAAUGGAAAAUAAUAAAGUGUAUUUAAAGAAGUUGAACUUGAUAUUAAUACAAGUGCUUAAAAGAGAGUGGCCUCAUAACUGGGACACUUUUAUUCGUGAUAUUGUUGGAGCAUCCAAAACAAAUGAAAGCCUCUGCCAAAAUAAUAUGGUAAUUUUGAAACUUUUAAGCGAAGAAGUGUUUGUGUUUAGUACUGGCCAACUCACACAAACAAAGGCAAAACAUCUAAAGGAUACCAUGUGUUCUCAAUUCAGUCCAAUUUUCACCCUUUGUCAAUUUGUUCUUGAGAACUCACAAAAUGCACCUCUUGUAGAUGCUACGCUGCAUACACUUCUUAGAUUUUUGAACUGGAUUCCUCUAGGCUAUAUAUUCGAAAUGAAGUUAAUUAGCACUCUAAUAUUUAAAUUUUUAAAUGUUCCAAUGUUCCGCAAUGUAACUCUCAGUUGCUUAACAGAAAUAGCUGGAGUGACUGUCAGCAACUAUGAAGAGCAGUUUGUGGCACUUCUUGUUCAGACAAUGGAACAGCUAGAGGCUAUGCUUCCUCUGACUACAAACAUUAGAGAAGCUUAUGCAGCAGGCAGAGACCAGGAACAAGUAUUCAUUCAAAACCUUGCCUUAUUUCUAUGUACUUAUUUAAAAGAGCAUGGGCCACUUAUUGAAAGGAGAGGCCUCACAAAUACUUUGAUGAAUGCACUUCGUUAUCUGGUAUUAAUAUCAGAAGUUGAAGAUGUUGAAAUAUUCAAAAUUUGUUUAGAAUUUUGGAAUGCGCUAGCUGCUGAUUUAUACAAGAUUGCACCAUGUUCCCAUUCUACUGGCCUUUACAGUGUAGGAAAAACUGUUGGACGUAAGACGCUUUAUGCUGAUGUGCUCAGUGGAGUUCGUUAUAUUAUGAUUUCCAGAAUGGCAAAACCAGAAGAGGUUCUAGUUGUGGAAAAUGAAAAUGGGGAAGUUGUCCGAGAAUUUAUGAAGGAUACUGAUUCUAUAAAUUUGUACAAGAAUAUGCGAGAAACCUUGGUCUACUUGACUCAUUUAGAUUACCAAGAUACUGAACGUAUUAUGACUGAAAAGCUUCAAAAUCAAGUUAAUGGCACAGAAUGGUCAUGGAAAAAUCUCAACACUCUUUGUUGGGCAAUAGGCUCAAUAUCAGGAGCUAUGAUGGAGGAAGAUGAGAAGCGGUUUUUGGUAGUUGUAAUUAAGGAGCUUUUGGGACUAUGUGAACAAAAAAAAGGCAAAGAUAACAAAGCUAUCAUUGCCAGCAACAUUAUGUAUGUUGUUGGGCAGUAUCCUCGCUUUCUUCGCGCUCAUUGGAAAUUUUUGAAAACAGUUGUUAACAAACUUUUUGAGUUCAUGCAUGAAACGCAUGAUGGUGUUCAAGACAUGGCGUGCGAUACAUUUAUAAAAAUAGCAUUGAAAUGUCGCCGCCAUUUUGUUACCACACAAGUUGGGGAAGCUUGCCCAUUUAUUGAAGAGAUCUUAAGUACAAUCAGUUCUAUAAUCUGUGAUUUGCAAACGCUACAAGUGCACACAUUUUAUGAGGCAGUGGGGUACAUGAUCAGUGCACAGGUGGACCAAGUUGCACAAGAGCAACUUAUUGAAAAAUAUAUGUUGCUACCUAAUCAGGUCUGGGAUGAUAUCAUUUCUCAAGCUUCACAUAAUGUGGAUAUCUUAAAAGAUCCUGAAGCUGUCAAACAGCUUGUAAGUAUACUUAAGACCAAUGGCCGGGCCUGUCGUGCAUUAGGUCAUCCUUAUGUUGUGCAACUUGGCAGGAUUUAUUUGGAUAUGCUUAACAUUUACAAAGUAAUGUCAGAAAAUAUCACACAAGCCAUUACAUUGAAUGGUGUGGUGGUAACAAAGCAACCUCUUAUAAAAAAUAUGAGGAUAAUAAAGAAAGAAACUUUGAAGUUAAUUGCGAGUUGGGUAUCAAGAUCAACAGAUAACAGUAUGGUGUUGGAAAACUUUAUCCCUCCUUUACUUGAAGCUGUUUUAGUUGACUACCAAAAAACUACAGUUCCUGAUGCAAGGGAACCAGAAGUUUUAUCAUGCAUGGCUGCCAUUGUUAAUAAACUUGGAGGGCAUAUAACAUCUGAAGUCCCAAAAAUCUUUGAUGCAGUCUUUGAAUGUACUUUGGAAAUGAUAAAUAAAGAUUUUGAAGAGUAUCCUGAACACAGAACAGAGUUUUUCCUGCUAUUACAGGCAGUGAACACACAUUGUUUCAAAGCAUUCCUAAGUAUACCUCCAGCUCAGUUCAAGUUGGUACUGGAUUCCAUUAUUUGGGCAUUUAAACAUACAAUGAGAAAUGUGGCUGAUACAGGACUGCAAAUACUGUACAGAUUGCUCCAAAAUGUAGAACAACAUACACAGGCGGCCCAAAGUUUCUACCAGACAUAUCUAUGUGACAUACUAGAGCAUGUAUUCAGUGUAGUUACAGACACCUCACAUGGAGCAGGUCUCACUAUGCAUGCUACAAUUUUAGCAUAUAUAUUUUCCCUGGUAGAAACUGGCCGUGUUUCUGUUGCACUUGGACGCACUCCAGAUAAUGUUACAUACAUACAGGAAUAUGUGGCAAACCUUUUGAAAACUGCAUUCCCACAUCUGACAGACAAUCAAGUUAAGAUAACUGUUCAAGGAUUGUUCAAUUUGGACCAAGAUAUCCCUGCCUUUAAAGAUCACCUCAGAGACUUCCUAGUGCAAAUACGGGAGUACACUGGCGAAGAUGACAGUGAUUUGUAUCUUGAAGAGCGGCUAUUUGCAUUUCGACAAGCACAGGAGGAAAAGAGACGGGUACAGUUUUCUGUACCAGGCAUUAUUAACCCCCAUGAAUUGCCUGAAGAGAUGCAAGAUUAAAUUAAGUUACAGUAAGGAAGGUUAUAAAAUGGCAACAGUUCACUUAACAUUGAAGCAAUAAAAUAUCUCAAGGUCACAUCUAUUUUGUUCUUCUGAUUUAUUUUUUUAAACAAGAUUUGAUUGUAUACUGUACAGUUUUUUCUGAUUUGUUGUAUGAAUUUCAACUUUCCUAAGAAAAUUAAUUAAUAUUUAUAUAAGAUAUAGAUAAUAAUUUAAAAAAUAUUUUGUUUUCGCACCAGUAAUUAUUUUUAUUAAUUUUAACAAAAAACGUAUAGGUAUUUGUAGUUUUCAUUUCAGUUUAACGUAGGCUGCCCUGAAAAGGUAAAUUCUGUGUGUGUGGUUCUGAUUGUAGGCUACAAGCUGCCUGCAAACCACAUAUUUUUGUUCAGUGGACUGUUUUCAUUAAUACAAACUAAAGACUCUUGUGCUUGUUCAAAUUAUACCUUAUUAUGUCAGUAUGUACAAAGGAUCGCCUGGAACAAUGGAAGAUGAUGAAUGUAAGUGACAAGGUUAUACCGAAAACCCCGAAAAGGUUUAUUUUAACAGCACAAGAUGUAGAAUAUGGCCUUUUUUAUUCAUAGGGAAAAAUCAUACAAAAUCUACAUUGCUAGAGAAUAAUUCCAGGAAUAAGUUUUUCUGUUUUAAUAAUAACAUUAUACAAUGGUAUAUUAAGAAAUCUCUGUGAUUGACCCAGUGUUGGAUGUUCAACAUGUUACGCUAUGGAAUCUGAGUAUUACGUCACAUGAGUAGAGGGUAGGUAAAGUUUAAAAAAGUGAAUUGCUGUUAGUAUCUUCUUGUUUUGUUUAAUGUUGUCAUAACUAACUAUAAUAAAUUGGGAGCCUUUCCAAUAGCGUUUUGGGUCCGAUGAAUUGUCGAAUCUUUCAAUUUGUGUUUGAAAUAAACAGAUAAUAAUAUA
Pararge aegeria (speckled wood butterfly) is the source of this 4274-nucleotide messenger RNA. RefSeq names its product exportin-1 (gene emb). Gene Ontology annotation, cellular component: cytoplasm; nucleus. Gene Ontology annotation, molecular function: nuclear export signal receptor activity; small GTPase binding. The coding region runs from base 176 to 3358 and encodes 1060 amino acids. The transcript has 4 exons. Gene Ontology annotation, biological process: ribosomal large subunit export from nucleus; ribosomal small subunit export from nucleus; protein export from nucleus. Lineage: Eukaryota; Metazoa; Arthropoda; Insecta; Lepidoptera; Nymphalidae. The record is from RefSeq and is a predicted model, not a curated record.